Cydia fagiglandana is the source of this 906-nucleotide messenger RNA. Its product is annotated as histidine-rich glycoprotein-like. The record is from RefSeq and is a predicted model, not a curated record. The coding region runs from base 41 to 778 and encodes 245 amino acids. The transcript has a single exon. Lineage: Eukaryota; Metazoa; Arthropoda; Insecta; Lepidoptera; Tortricidae.
GCAGUGUAUCAGUCAACAGUGUUCCGGUGAUCAGUGCAGUAUGAGGGGCUUACUAGUGUGUUGUGUGGCGGCGGCGGCGCUGGCGCUGGUCUGCGGCCGCGAGCUGAGCCGCGACAGGCGCGCCGCCGACCUGGAGGAGGCUGCCUCCCACCACGGCGGCAAGUGGGACAAGGGCGGCGGCCACGAGCACCACGCGCACCACCACCACGACCACGGCGAGAAGGGACACAAGGGCUACAAGGGCCACCACCAUCACGAGCACGGCAAGAAGGGCCACCACCACCACGAGGGACACAAGGGACACCAUGACGAGCACGGCGGACACAAGAAACACCAUCACCACGACGACGGCCACCAUCACGAACACCACCACGGCGAGAAGGGCCACAAGGGCCACGGUCAUCACGAGGAAGGCCACUACCACAAGGGACAUUCCACCAAGGGCCACCACGGUGUCCACAAGCAUGACGAGUUCAAGAAGGAGAAGCACUUCCAUGAUCACCACGGCGACAAGGGCCACCACGAGCACCACGGAGGCCACCACGAGGAGCACGGCCACAAGAAGGGCGGCCACCACCACAAGGGACACAAGCACGGCGGUCACCACGAGCACCAUCACGGCAAGAAGGGACACCAUGAGAAGGGAGGACAUCACCACGACCAUAAGGGACACCAUGAUGAGGGCGGCCACCACGAGCACCAUCACCAUCAUCAUGAUCAUGGCAAGAAGGGCGGUCACGAGGACCACAAGCACUGGGGACACAAGAAGGGACACUAAUCAAUCAAAAGACUGUUUAUAUUUCUAUGGAUGCCAAUUAGUUAAGCCUUACUUGUUUAGGUUUACGUUGUUGAGUUUUUGUUUGUACAGUUUAGGUGAUUUUAUUAAAGAAAUUAUAUGUUAAACAA